Messenger RNA from Encephalitozoon hellem ATCC 50504, 276 nucleotides. RefSeq lists its product as uncharacterized. The record is from RefSeq and is a predicted model, not a curated record. The transcript has a single exon. NCBI's taxonomy places the organism in Eukaryota, Fungi, Microsporidia, Unikaryonidae. The coding region runs from base 1 to 276 and encodes 91 amino acids.
AUGAAGUAUGAUUAUGAAGAGGAUGAAGGGCAGAUCUUUACAGAAAGAUUGAAGACUCUAAGGAACGUUGCAAUAGAUCUGACAAAGGAGAUUGAGGCACAAAACAUAAAACUUAGACAGUUGGAGCCAUCUUUCCAAUCGUCAUUGAACAAGAUAUUCACAACCAUCCAGAGCAUAAGAAGAUCCGACCCGAAGAGGUUUAGGUCAUGGCUGUACUUUAUUCUUGGAGGGAUGGGCCUUUCCUUUCUGUUCUUCAUUCUGUUUAUUGCUAGUUGA